AUGCAUCCUAUCAUUGGACCAAAAACAAUACCUCAACAAUUAUCCAAAAAAGAACUUAAAGAAAAAGAAAUCCCAGAAAAUAAAAAUCCAAAUGCUUAUAUCAUAGUAAGAUAAGAUUCCUUGAUAAAUUAACAAUUGAAUCCCAUAGAAACUUACAGUAUCUAAGAUUCUCCUAAUAAACCUAUACCAAUCAUUUAUAAUCGUCCUUCCUUAUCUAAAUAAGAAAUAUUUAUAGAUCUUUGUACCCUUACACUUUUUAUCUAUACAUUUUAUGAGUUUGUCUAUUAAUAUGAUUAAUUACCUUCAACUGUAGAUGUAGACUUUGGAUUUGAUUCUUCAUUCAAAUCAAUAGAUAAAGAAUAUUUAGCCUUAAUAUUAUUAGGAGAUACAGUUUUCUUAGUUUUACUCUCUAUUUUAUAGUGUUUCACUCAUAAGUUUAAGUAAAAUUAGCUUAUAUGAAUUUCUAGAUAUUUAGUUGAAAUUAAAUAAUCCAACUCUGAAAUGAUUUUUAGAUACACACGUUAUUUUAUUAGUUCCUAUAAACUAUCUACGAUGGCUUUAUUUAUGUAUGCCACAGUUUCUAUUUUUAAAAUUAUUGGCAAGUAAUGGGAACCAUACACUAUAUACUUAUCAUCAAUCUUUUCAAUAUUCUUUAUUGUGUUUGGGGUGAUUUAUUACAAAAAAAUGAAUUACAUAGCAAAUAAUCCAUUCCUUUGA
Messenger RNA from Paramecium sonneborni, 717 nucleotides. Lineage: Eukaryota; Ciliophora; Oligohymenophorea; Peniculida; Parameciidae. The record is from the annotation of a GenBank genome assembly.